GCAGCACUGGUUGCUGUAACAGGUCACCCCCGCAUUGCAAUCAUUGUUGUUUACGUCGUGGUUUGGGUACAAAGUUCAUUAAACGAGAGUCUAAAGAGUAGAAAAUGUUGAAAUUAAAUAAUUACGGAACGCGCAAACUAAUUUUUGAUGUUUGCAAAAAUCGAUUAUAUUCAGCUUCGGCUACAGCUGCACCCAAAGUGAAAACGGAGCACGAUGUGGCCAAGGAGCCAAAAAGAGAUAAUGAAUCUUUUAUGGCCAACAUAUUUCGUGGCAGUCUGGUGACAAAGCAAGUGUUCCCCUAUCCCGAUGUCUUGACCCUGGAACAGAAGGAGACGGCCAACAGUUUGCUCGAUCCCUUCCAGCGUUUCUUCACCGAUGUGAACAACGCGGCGAGGAAUGAUGAGAACUCUGUCAUCGAUCCCGAGACCUUGAAGGCAUUGUGGGAACUCGGCGGCAUGGGAAUCCAGGUGCCCAACGAUUAUGGUGGCCUGGGAAUGAACAACACACAGUACGCGAGACUCUGUCAAAUUGUGGGUGCUCAUGAUCUGGGACUGGGAAUUACUCUGGGUGCUCAUCAGAGCAUCGGCUUCAAGGGAAUUCUGCUCUAUGGCACCCCAGAGCAAAAGGAGAAAUAUCUACCCAAAGUGGCCGCUGAAGAGGUCUACGCUGCCUUUGCUCUGACCGAGCCCAGUUCUGGCUCGGAUGCCAACUCCAUACGCUCCAGAGCAGUUAAGACUGCAGAUGGUAAACACUAUAUCUUAAAUGGUUCCAAAAUCUGGAUCUCAAACGGAGGCUUGGCGGAUGUCAUGACAGUGUUUGCCCAAACCGAACAAAUUGAUAAGAAGACGGGUGAAAAGAAGGAUAAAGUAACCGCCUUUAUUGUGGAACGUUCCUUUGGAGGUGUCACAAAUGGUGCUCCCGAGAAGAAGAUGGGCAUCAAAGCCUCCAACACAGCUGAAGUUUACUUUGAGGAUUGCAAAAUACCCAUUGAGAAUGUGCUGGGCAAGGAGGGAGAAGGGUUCAAGGUGGCUGUAAAUAUUCUGAACAAUGGACGCUUUGGCAUGGGAGCCACAUUGUCGGGCACGAUGAAGAAGUGCAUCGAGAUUGCCACCGCACAUGCCAACAAUCGUACACAGUUUGGUCAAAAGAUCAAGAAUUUUGAUACUAUACAGGAUAAAAUAGCACAAAUGAAUAUACUACAAUAUGCCACAGAAUCGAUGGCAUUUAUGAUUUCCCAGAAUAUGGAUUCUGGCAGUCAGGAUUAUCACUUGGAGACGGCCAUUUCAAAGAUUUAUUCAUCGGAAUCGGCUUGGACUGUGUGUGAUGAGGCUAUACAAAUUCUGGGCGGCAUGGGAUUCAUGAAGGAGACGGGCUUGGAGCGUGUUAUGCGAGAUUUGCGCAUCUUCAGAAUUUUUGAGGGCACCAGCGAGAUUCUACGCCUGUUUGUCGCGCUCUCCGGCAUUCAAUACGCCGGCAAUCAUUUGAAGGAAUUGCAGCGAGCAUUUAGAAAUCCAGCUUCGAAUUUGGGUUUCAUUUUCAGAGAGGCUUCCAAGCGUGCCACCUCCACAAUUGGACUCGGUGGCACCGAUCUGAGUGCCUUUGUGGUGCCGGAAAUGAAGGAAUAUGCCAAGAAUGCCGCUGUCUGCAUAGAUCUCUUUGGUAGAACAACCGAAGCGGUGCUCAUGAAGUACAAUAAGAAUAUAAUCAACGAACAAAUUGUGUUGAAUCAUUUGGCAAAUGCUUCUAUUGACAUUUAUGCCAUGAUUGCCACACUUUCCCGAUCCUCGAGAGCUGCUCAACUUAAUCUGCCCACAGCGGAGCAUGAACUUAACUUAACCAAAGCCCUUUCACUGCAGGCAUCCGAACGAGUUAUCCAACAUUUGAAGAAGGCCUCAUCGGGUCAACUGCAAACCGAAAAGAAGAUGAUUCAAAAGAUCUCACAAAAGAUCUUCGAUGAGGAGGGAGUCCAUUCAACUGGUCCCAUCGAUUUGAAUUGAAUUCUUAGCUAAAUAAUCACUAUUUUUAGUAAGUAAGAUUAAAGUCCAACCUAUAGCGAAUUAUGCCAAGUUUUGAUUACCUUUUGUGUCGAAUUUUUGAAAUAAAAUGUUUUUAGAAAAUUAAAACA
Drosophila innubila is the source of this 2125-nucleotide messenger RNA. RefSeq names its product very long-chain specific acyl-CoA dehydrogenase, mitochondrial (gene Acadvl). The transcript has 2 exons. Lineage: Eukaryota; Metazoa; Arthropoda; Insecta; Diptera; Drosophilidae. Gene Ontology annotation, molecular function: very-long-chain fatty acyl-CoA dehydrogenase activity; flavin adenine dinucleotide binding; fatty-acyl-CoA binding. The record is from RefSeq and is a predicted model, not a curated record. The coding region runs from base 105 to 1997 and encodes 630 amino acids.